Messenger RNA from Myxocyprinus asiaticus (Chinese sucker), 3094 nucleotides. Its product is annotated as ankyrin repeat and SOCS box protein 2-like. Gene Ontology annotation, molecular function: protein binding. Gene Ontology annotation, cellular component: ciliary inversin compartment. Gene Ontology annotation, biological process: protein localization to ciliary inversin compartment; intracellular signal transduction. NCBI's taxonomy places the organism in Eukaryota, Metazoa, Chordata, Actinopteri, Cypriniformes, Catostomidae. Bases 774 to 2489 code for a protein of 571 amino acids. The transcript has 12 exons. The record is from RefSeq and is a predicted model, not a curated record.
ACAAAGCCCUCUACUGUUUUGAGCAGGCCAGCAUUAUCCCGCCCAGUUCCACUAUCACGUCGUCCUCAGCAGCAGCAGCAGUCUGCACCAGGUGCAUGCCCUGCCAAUCCCCCCAGAUUCACUGGCUGGGGAGGCGGAGCCAGGUCCAUCUACAUCAGCUUCACGUCAGGAUGACGUAAGGGAGGGGGAAGUGCUGGCUUCCCUAGCCCUUAGAGGAUUCCCUGCAGGGGAUUUCCCUCUGGAGCAGACACGAGAUGAGACUCUUAGGAACGCCUUAGAUCAGAUGGACACUUUCGACAGGGGGCUGGGGUGGUGCUUUCACAGGUAGUGGAGGAGGAGGAGCGACCAGUGCUGUACAUUAGUAGCAAGCUAUCGCUGAGAGAGGCUAAGUACAGCACUAUUGAGAAGGAAUGUCUGGCCAUCAAAUGGGCUGUUCUUACCCUCUGAUACUGUCUGUUGGGGUGGGCCUUCACCCUCUGUUUUUACCAUGCACCACUCCAGUGGCUCUACCGCAUGAAGGAUGCUAACGCACGGAUCACCCGUUGGUAUCUGGCUUUACAGCCUUUUAAGUUUGGAGUGGUCCACAGACCAGGGGCACAGAUAGCUGUUCUCCAGAAGGGGACAGGCCGGAUGGCUCCCUGCCCUGAGUCAGGCGGUGGGUGUAUGUGGAGGUUGGGCCGUGGUGGAGCGUUCGUCCGGAGAGAGAGCGAGAAAUAACAAAUCCAGAGGCUGUGUUCUCAGAGAGUCACUUCAUUACUGGCAAUGGCAAACGCAUGGUGGCAUACCGAAGACAUGAUGGCUCUAUGCAGGUCACACCUGAGCCUGAAGAGGGGAUGGAGCCAAUUGUUAAGGCUAUUUGGGAAGGAGAUGUUGGAACAGUGAAACUAUUGGUUAAGAAACUUGAGUGCAGCCUCCUUACACCAAAUAAAUAUGGAUGGAUUCCUUUGCAUGAGUCAGCAUAUUAUGGACAAGAUCAAUGUAUCAAAAUUCUACUAAGAGCUCAACCUGGGAUGAUUAAUCAGCGCACUUUAAAGGAACAGACUGCUUUAAUGUUAGCUGUGACCAGGGACCAUCUUGCAUGUGUGGAGUCUCUUCUUGAGAGAGGGGCUGACCCUGAUAUUACCAAUCAGGACAAGGAGACUCCCCUUUACAGAGCUUGUGAGAAGGAGAACCCAUCAAUGGUUGCCAUGCUACUGAACUAUGGUUCCUUGGUGAAUAAGAGCUGUAUUCAAGGCUGGACUGCUCUGCAUGAGGCUGUGUGCAGGAACAAUGUGGAAAUCUGUGAGAUGCUGGUUAAAGCUGGAGCCAAAGUCAGCAUACCCAAUAUGUACGGAAUCACACCUAUCUUUGUGGCAGCCCAAAGUGGAAAAGUGGAUGCACUUCACUUCCUUUUAAAAAAUGGUGCAGAUCUCAACAGCCAGGCAGCAGAUGGAGCCACAGCACUGUAUGAGGCCUGUAAGAAUGGUCAUGAGGACAUUGUAGAGUUCCUUCUUUCUCAAAAUGCAGACACCAACAAGCCUGGAAAAACAGGACUGCUGCCAAUCCAUAUUGCAGCCCAGCAUGGCAAUGAUGGCAGAGACCUCCUCACUUACAGGUGUACCCACAAAAGUACAACUAAGAUAGUAUCCAUGCUGAUCCCAGCCACGAGCAAAGCCAGAGUGCGGCGUUCCGGGAUCAGCCCCCUGCAUUUAGCAGCAGAGCGCAACCGAGAUGAUGUUCUUGAGUUGCUGAUUGAGGCCGGCUUUGAUGUCAAUGCCCUGUUGUCUGAGUAUCGUACUAAAAUGUAUGAAGAUCGACGCUGCACAGCUCUCUAUUUCGCUGUCAUAAAUAACAACAUCGAGGCGACCACCAUGCUACUGGAGGCCGGUGCUAAUCCAAACCUGGACACGUUCAACCCACUCCUGGUAGCCCUGAGGCAGGGUUGCAUGAAAGCAGUGACUUUGUUGGUGGAACAUGGUGCUGAUGUCAAUGCCAGCAUCCCAACUCAUCCAACCACCUUUCCAGCCACUCUUAUGUUCUGCAUGAAGUACCUGACAUUAUUGAAGUAUCUGAUGGAUAAUGGCUGCGAUGCCUUGUCAUGCUUCAGUUGUAUUUAUGGCAGCAAUCCUCAUCCACCUAUAAAGACAACACGUAAUCAGAGGCAUAACAGAUAUGAAAGUACAGAGAAGACCUGCGUUCAGUUCUGUGAGAUGAUCUCCACAGACAAUUACUCACUUUGGGCAGGACCGAUUAUAGACGUGCUACUUGACUAUGCUGGUGAUGUGAAACUCUGUGCAAGACUCACUGAACAUCUGGACAGUUACCCUGACUGGAACUGCAUCAAAGAGAAAGCAACACCUCCACGCCCACUGAUGCAGCUCUGCAGACUGAAAAUCCGCAAACUGCUUGGGAUCAACAGACUGAAGAAAAUAAACAAGCUGCCAGUUCCUCCAAGGCUGAUCAAAUUCCUAAAUCAUCAAGAACGAGAACAGGCCUAUUUUCAGUGCUGACUCUCAAUACAGAGAGAACAAAGAAGUUUGAAAAAUAAAUGCUUCUGUUUGCUGAACUUGCUCUAAGCUAUUAGGAAUUAAAUGGCAUUUACUGUACAUUCUCAUUUAAUAUUUGCACAAAUACAACAAAAAAAUUGCUUAAAGGCCACAAACGCUUUUGUAUUUGUCAGACCUAUACAAAAUUUAGGACACAGGUUUUAAAUAGAUGUAUUAAAUGGGAAUGUAGUACUUUUAUUUGUAUAUACACACUAUGCUUAUUUGGAAAAAAUAACUUGUUGUUAUGUGCGGUGGCAUUGAUAACAUAAUUGACUCUUAGGAAAAAGAAAUAAGUAAUUGUUAGUAUUUGCAAUGCCGUAGAUAUGUAUUUUUACUUGAUGCUCCUUUGUAUUGUAUUUUUUGAUAGGUUUCGUAUUUUAUCGUUUUUCUGUAUUUUGCAGUUUUGUUUGUUUGUGAUUAAUAAAGUUUGACAAGAUAUCAUAACCAGAAGCAACAAAAGCAAACACUCAGUGAAUAAAUCACAUUCUUCAAACUAUGACAUCUAUGUACAUCUUUUAAUUGGCACGAUUCAGUCUGUAAUUUUACUUCAAUAAAACAUAUCUGUUCCA